Umbelopsis ramanniana AG is the source of this 1464-nucleotide messenger RNA. RefSeq lists its product as uncharacterized. The record is from RefSeq and is a predicted model, not a curated record. The coding region runs from base 119 to 1333 and encodes 404 amino acids. The transcript has a single exon. NCBI's taxonomy places the organism in Eukaryota, Fungi, Mucoromycota, Umbelopsidomycetes, Umbelopsidales, Umbelopsidaceae.
GCCAGGUAUCACCUACAGCCAUUCCACAACUGUAUCAGCAAAUUAAACAUAUACAGAAGACGGAAUCGUCGUUCUUCAGUGCAUCAUCCAUUUUUUUAACACAAGCAAAAAGGCUAUCAUGGUUACCAUAACGCUUUCUCGUCCUUUCAAAAUCCUCUCUGCUGUGUCCAUCUUCAUUUGUGUCAUCUUUCUGUUACACCAUUCCAGAGAAAGCGGUGACAAUAACACCACAUUCCAACAUGUCACGUCCAAUGAUGUGCGUUUGCAAAAUCAACAUAAGAUUAACAGGGUUAUUGCACACUUGCGGACUAAAUACGUAGCCAACCGUACACCCUACGAAGAUGCACCACCCCUUAUGAUUCUUUAUUCUUGCAAUAAGCUGCCAUGUGGUACUUGGGUGCAACGGUUGAAGGAUAUCACAUCAGCCUUCUUCUUAGGUGUCUCGCUGGACGGGACAGCAUACGCAGUGGAUAUGACAGCACCCAUACGCAUGGAUUGGUUUUUUGAGAUUGAUCCGGCUGGAUCUGCCAUGACUACGGACCAAGCUCAUCACUAUCUUCAACUUCAUGGUGUAUCUAAGACAAGCGUUGCUGUGGACGGAUCUCUCGACAAUGCUUCCCUUGCCAGUAAAGAUCUUAAGGCAGUAUACCAAAAAGAGGGAGCACGAAUUGUUCAAGCUCAAAAGUUAGGAGACUGGCAUCAGAUAAGCAAAAACCCUGUUCUCUUCAAGACACUUAAGGGCUAUGAUCUCCAAACCUUGACGGAGCAGGAGUGGUUUGUGGUAGCCAGACGUUUCUUAUUCGCAAAGCCUUCUGAAUGGUUCAGACAAGUUCUUGAACCUUAUCGGAGCAUAAUGGGUGGGCGCGUUGGACCACCAAGGUCAUUGUCACUGAAUGACCCAGAUACACGACUAACCCAGGAGGAGCGUACCCUGUAUCGUAUCGGAGUUCACAUCACAGAUCCAUCGCAAGCACAUUGUUUGGCCAAAUACGCUGACCAGGUUUGUAAGAAGCAAGCUGGGGAAAGGAAAUGUUACUUGUUUGUUUCAGCCGGUAAUGCUGAUGCGAUGCAAGCCAUGCGUCAAGCCGUAGGUGAUAAAGUCACGAUACGCACUGUCGAUUCUACAUAUGAAUACCAAGACUUGGACAAACCGUUUAGUGGAAGUGAGGAUGAUGCCAAAGUAUUCUAUGCCAGAGUGAUCAUGGAUUGGACUAUUCUUACAACUAUGGAUUAUUUGAUCGGCGCGGAUGACUUCAUCGAGACGGCAGCAUGGGUAGCUCAAGUGCCACUAGAUCGAGAUGCUGAAGAGGAAUGCCAAGCUGCAACUGACUGAUGAGCGGGUAGCGAAGAAAUUCCCCUUUCCUUCCACUGUUUCUAUAAAUCGAGUAUUGCCAAGACACAAAAAGGUCUUUGGAUCAUUUCCAAGACAGCCACCAUCUUACCUGAAUUAGAAGCUGCUCAACC